AUGCAGGCUCAUCGCGGCGAAGCUACAGUGGUGACAUUCGGUGCUUGCAUGAAGUCCUGUGCGAAAGCCUCGCAGUGGCAGAGGGCUCUUCUUUUACUUUGGGACAUGCCUUCUGCCAGGGUGCAGGCAAACGUCGUGACCCUUGGUGUUGGCAUAUCGGCCUUGGAGGCAGCUGGUCAGUGGCAACUGGCUCUGCAGCUCUUUGCUGGCAUGACGAGCGCAGCAGUAGAAGCAAACACCGCCUCUUUCAAUGCU
Messenger RNA from Symbiodinium necroappetens, 255 nucleotides. The record is from the annotation of a GenBank genome assembly. Lineage: Eukaryota; Dinophyceae; Suessiales; Symbiodiniaceae.